CAAUAAUGAGCCGUGCUAAUCCUUCUGUUAUGAUAACAGUUUUCUCACGUACCGUCGCUUAAUUUCAACGGAGUACAGACAUGGAGGUGCCAUGCUACCUGCCCAAACUGCUGUUGGAGCUCAAUGAGCAGCGUAAGAGGGACUUCUUCUGUGACUGCAGCAUCCUCGUUGAAGGCCGGGUCUUCAAGGCCCAUCGGAACGUGCUGUUCGCUGGGAGCGGCUAUUUCCGGGCUCUUCUGGUUCACUAUCUGCAGGACAGUGGGCAGCGCUCCAGCACAGCAUCGCUGGACAUUGUGACAGCCGACGCCUUCUCGAUUAUCCUCGACUUCCUUUACUCUGGCCGCUUGGCCCUGAACAGAAGCAAUGUCAUCGAGGUGAUGUCAGCGGGCAGCUACCUGCAGAUGACCGACCUGGUGAACUUCUGUAAGGGAUACAUCCGCUCGUCACUGGAAAUAUGCAACAAGGAGAAGGAGAGGAAAAUGGAGACGGAUGGAGGGACGGGUCCCGCAGACAGCGGCACUCGUGCUGCGACGGUCGCUUGUGGCGCAGCGGCUGUGGAGCCUCAUUCACAGGCCGCAGGGGCCGAGGGAGGGUCGCGUUUAAGUCCGAAGGCCAGAACCCCCUCGGCCGUCCCCGUCGCCACAACUCUGAGCUCAAACAGAGACGUGGACAGCGACUACCACUCCAGGGAGGAAUUCAUAUCUGGGAGUGAAGGACAGAAAGGACACAUGGAUCAGACAAACCUCUCGUCCUCUUCAUCAUCUGCUCUGACCCCCGAGUUGGUGAACCCCAAAAUAGAGUACGACCCCGAUGAGGAACUCACGGAGUCCCCUGACACCAAAGACCUGGCCUCGUAUCCCGGGACCUCUCUCCGUAAUCCUCAUCCCGGCCGACUACUUCCUCCCUCUCCGUCCAAUGAGCGCUCUCCCUUGGGAUACAGCCCUUCUUUUAACGCCAGGCAGCUGAUGGAUAUUCUGUCCCGAAGUGAAGGCCCCAGUCCGCCGGGACAGCGUUUCAACCAAGGGCAAGGUAGCAGCACCGGAGAAGGCAGAAUGGAUGAUGGCUUAGGGUUCGUGGGGUCCUCCAUCAUGGAGAUCCAGUCUGAUUGGCUCGGAGAGGAAACAGGUGACGGUUUGGUGGUGCAGGUGAAACUCCACAAGUGCCCAUUCUGUCCGUACACCGCCAAGCAGAAAGGGAUCAUGAAGAGACACAUCCGCUGCCACACAGGAGAGAGGCCCUUCCCCUGCCCCAUGUGCGGCAAGAGGUUCACCAGACAGGAGCACCUUCGCAGCCACGCCCUCAACGUCCAUCGGCACAACUGGCCGGUGCCGUGUAAGAGCUGCAGGCGGACCUUCACUGGAUCCGGCGUGACACCGGGACUCCGACGCUUCGGCAUCUGCGACAGCUGCAACUGCGUGACCACCACUCACGAGGAUAUCGCCAGCGCCCACCCGGCCGGCCAGGCGGAGCCCAUGGAUCGCGGGGGCGUGGCCACAGACUGGUCCAGUUUUAUGGACGAUGUCGACGAGGUGGAGGUGGGCAGAGUGGAGGACUUGGUGGAGAAACAGGUGCUUGAAAGGCAGCUGGCUGUCUGCACUGAUGUGGUGAAUUUGUAGUCUGCUGGCCAAACUGUUUUUAAUGUUAAAUUAUGACUGAAAUAAUGCCUUAUUUAUGGACUAAUUCUAUUGGAACCAGAACAAAUAAUGUGUCCUUUUCACUGUAGUAGAUAUCAUGCUCCAGGGAUUUUGCCUGGCAGCAAAUAGCCCCAGUGGUUUAAAAAUAUUUUAAAUCACAAAUUUGGUCUUUUAUUUUUGCUCAAAUGUAUGUGCUGCACAUAAACAGAAAAAACUGAUUAUCAACAACAUAGCUUGUUGCAUGUUUGGUUUCAUAGAUAACAGUUUGCUUUGGGGUUAUUUUGGGGCAACUGUGGAUUUUGCAACAGAUGUGCUGACAGAUGUGCUGGGUAAUUGUUGACUUACACUGCCGGUCAACGGUUUGGAGUCACCAGGUGUGUUGAGGUUUUUCCUUCAGUGGUGACUAUUUUAGAGAAAGAGAGGCAUUCAAAUGUAGACUAAAUGUAGUAUUUACUUUUAAAAUAGUUUGGGCCCAAAAAGAAGAGGAAUUACCUGACACCUUUUUUUUGUGUUUAUUCAAAGUCGCCUCAUGCCAGGGGAGAAUACUGUUGAAACGACUAUUUCCUCCAAACACCCAUAAAUAAAUGACCCAAGAUUAUUCUUCAAACACAACGGUGCACCUGGGCUCUAGAUAUUGUGGGCCUUCUGCAGUCGACCCAGUGUUGGGAUUAAAAAGGUUCACACUUGA
Molecule: messenger RNA, 2322 nt
Organism: Pseudoliparis swirei
Lineage: Eukaryota; Metazoa; Chordata; Actinopteri; Perciformes; Liparidae
Gene: zbtb8b
Product: zinc finger and BTB domain containing 8B
Exons: 5
Coding region: 81-1616 (511 amino acids)
Biological process (GO): regulation of transcription by RNA polymerase II
Molecular function (GO): protein binding; RNA polymerase II cis-regulatory region sequence-specific DNA binding; DNA-binding transcription factor activity, RNA polymerase II-specific
Source: RefSeq, a predicted model, not a curated record